UUCAUUCAUGGUGCUUUUGAUUUACAGCUUGAAAAGUUGCUGGAUGAAGUAAGGAAGAUGACGAUUGAGAGACAGAAAGGAUUAGUCUUAUCUCAGUGUGCUUUGUUCGUGUGCAACAAAUGGGACCAAAUUCCGGGGAGAGAAGUAAAAGAGGUCCAGGAUCACUUGAUCAACAAGCUGAAGAUGUGUUGGCCUGGCAUUGAUCCUAAGUCACAGAUAACCUAUAUGUCAACAAAAAAAGCCAGUAUCGCUCAGAACUACGGAAUUAUCACCCAAGAAUUUUUCUCCUUGAUGAGUGGCAUCAGGUCGAUGGUUUUGAAAAGCAUCAAAGCCCGGCUGGAAAUGCACUGGAAAUGGCUGGAUUACUUGCUCUCACGGAUAAUUUAUCAAGCAAAAGCUUUUGUGAUGAACGCUUCCAGAGAUCACGGUGAGGUCGCUGAACGAAUGGAUUCGAUUAAGCGCCGUUUGGUCCAGAUUGAAGAAAGAGAAACUGAAAUGAUGGAAGAGCUUGGUAACCACUUGGAGGCUCGUGUCAAGAGCGCUGUUGAUGAGCUCUCCGAGUAUCUUAAGUCGGAUGAUGUCAAAGCUUGCUUCACUACCUGGAUCUUAGACGAAGUUCCAAAGGCAGAGGGCUCCUGGGAAGAAACUAACAGCAAAAUCACGAAAGCGUUAGAAAAUCGGCUGCGAGAAAUCAUCGAGCAUUGGGAAGAAGAUCACCAAGUAUUUUCAGAUGCUCGCAAGUCCGUUGUACAGCGCUCUAAGCAGCGGUACAAUAUUGUUGUAGGGCAACUGAGGAAUCUCCAGCGUGCUGUAACAAAUGAUGACCUCGAUGUUCCCGAAACUGUUCCUCCUAAACAAGGCUUAACUAUGGCGGAAAAGGUUGUCAUCGGCGUCACUAGUCCAAUAUGGGUUCCAGUUUCCCUAGUUACGCUGUUGAUUGGCGCCCCUGUGAUCGGCAUACUUGAGAUUAAAAACAAACUGGAAAAUAGAAGUAGGAUCAAGAAAUACGAAAGAGACAAAUGUGCUUUUAUGGCUGAAGCAUCCGCAGACUAUCUCGAUGGUGCAACAAACGAAAGCGUGCUCAAGGUGUUUGUGGAGAACCAAGUGAAUGAGGCUAAGCUGUGUCUGGAGCAAAUUAAAGGACGUAUUCCCGAGCUGAUCGAGGCUGACAAGAUGUUAUGUGAAGCACUCGGUGAUGUAAAGCUUUCACAGAGAGAGAUACAAGAAUUGUACCGACCAAUCGUGGAUGAAGCUUCUGAUAUCAGGGGACAUCUGGCGAUAUUUGCUUUACAUGGCAUCCGUGCCAUUGACAUCAGCAGCGAGGAGUUAGACUGGAAAGAAGAGAGUUCUUCACGUCUUGGAUGCGGUGUAUUUGCCACUGUGUACCAAGGGAAGAUGAGAAGGCGAGGAGAGGAGCAGACUGUAGCAUUAAAGGUUUGCAGGAACGAGCUUCACGCCCACAGCGCAAGCUUUAUAAUGGCAGAGGUAGAACUUUUGAGGUAAGAGAUUCUUAAGUUUACCGAACCUCGCCCUCCAUGCAAGUAAGAGCUAAUUGAACUAAGACUGGAGAGGGGUUUGU
Molecule: messenger RNA, 1579 nt
Organism: Orbicella faveolata
Lineage: Eukaryota; Metazoa; Cnidaria; Anthozoa; Scleractinia; Merulinidae
Source: RefSeq, a predicted model, not a curated record